AUGUUACUGGAUUUCGUCCUAAAGUACGUUAGAGGAACUCAUCCAGCGGAUUCUGAGGAUGCGUCAAAAGAGGGUAGUCCCUCUGCGGCGAGUGCAUAUGGGGGAAAGGAUAGAAAACACCAUCCGCCUGCAGAGGGACACCGCUCACCGCCAGAUGAAAAUGUAUCCGGUAAUGAACAAGGGAGGGGGAUUAUGACUCUCUUACCAAAGGUUCCGUCUGCAGAAUCAGUGCGCGAUAAACCCUUCUACAGUAACGGCAGCGGUCAUGGGGAACGAAGAGAACUUGAUGGUCAUGAAAAGGAAUCAUCAGUUGAUGGGAAACACCGCCAGCACCGGUCCCACGUCCUGCCGUCCAUGGAUAUGGAUAGGGCCCCGUCUCAAUUUUCGGCGAGCGGUAGCAGACAGCUGGAAGGACCUCACGGGGUUAAUUGCGCCCAAGUAACUGAGCAGUCGCUAGAAGUACAUGAUCCUAACGACGGUGUAGACAGAUGCCACGAUAGGAGUGGGACAGGAACGGCCCACGAUAAUAACCGAUUAGCUGCAGAUCAAAUCGGCUGUACGGCUACGGUUGCUGAGGAGCUGCGGGCUCAUAGGUCAACUACACCCAUUAAAAUAGUAAAUGCAGCUGCGCAGAAUGUGGAGGACGAUAUUGACGAUGACAAUGAGGUUGUGGGGAACGCCCUAGUCAAACCUAUGACCCCCCAAAGCUACUCCUCGCUAAUGUUCAAUAGCGACUUCAGAAAGCUGAACUAUAAGGAAGACGACAUCAAGCGCCGUAUUGCAGUUGGCGAGGGCCGCUCAUUACUUAUACUUCAGAACAGGGGUGUUUCGUGUGACGCGUUGUCUGCGAUUCCCGCACUAGAAAGGCACGUUAGCGACGCGCGGAGUUGCCCUGCUCGUAGCGUACAGUCCAGCGAGUGUGCUGGUGGUGUUCUAACCUCAUCUCCGCGAAAGGAAGAGCCGCAACGGGAGAGAAACUUCCACAGCGAAAAGCGGCCCCCAACAGCGGACACGGAUGGCCAAACAAUAUGCACGUGCGGGUUGACAGUGGGCUCAUCACCAACAGAACAAUUCUCCUGCCCCGGGGGAGCGGCUGAAGAUUCUUUUAAUCGUAAGACUUGCAAAAUUCACGGCACCAAUUUAGGUUGCCGAGCACAUUCUUCCGAGCUUAUAAGUGAAUGGGUCAGCGAGUGUAUACCUCCUGAGCCCGUGGAACUCAUUAAUGUGAACGCGGGACGUCCGCGUGUAAAUGUGUUGAAGAAAGGCGUCAUCAAUUGUUGUGUCGCCGUCAGGAAGUCAUUAGAUGAUGCAAAAAUGAUGCUUAACAACAAGUAUGUCAUAUACUUUAGGUGGUGCCUUGGCGUGGGGUCUUCCUCUAAAGUGUUUCUUUGUUAUAAUCUUCAUGAGAAAGCGUUCUACGCCAUGAAGGUCUACAACCGUGGGAGGCUUAGACGUAAGGGUUUUGGGGCGAACUGCGCCUUGAACAAUGUGCGGCGUGAAAUUGAUAUAAUGAAGAAGUUAAGGCAUCCUAACAUACUUUCACUUGUUGAGGUGAUCGACGACCCCUUCAGCCGAAAAAUUUAUUUAGUCCUUGAGCUUGCCGAGAAGGGCGCUGUCAUGACAUUGGAAGGUGACGGCACUGUCGUGCCAAGUGUUAGUGGGGCUGCUCUGCCAGAAGAAGAAGUCGCACGGGCUAUACGUAGCGUCGUGGAAGCGUUGAUUUACGUCCAUGACCUUGGUAUCGUUCACCGUGAUGUGAAGCCGCAAAAUAUUCUUCUGGAUGCGGAGGAGUGUGUUAAACUCUCCGAUUUUGGGGUCUCAAUAAUGGUGGAUGGGUGUACCUCACCUGUUCCACGUGAGGGAACAGUGGCGUUUCUACCCCCCGAAAUGUUAGCUUCGAGUGAGGUACGGGUUGCCCUCUCUGACGCGGCAUCCCAUAAAGACACUAGUAUCGGGAGCACGAACAGCCAUCAGGUGUGCUCAAGAAUGAAUGACGAACUGCCCGUAAAAACACUCCCGGAAGGUGAGAGAGAAGAGAUUGGUAGUCUGCAAACGACCGACACGUCUGUGAGAACACAGAAUGACAACGCUUCGGUUUCCGUUGGUAGUGAAUGUAAACAAGUUGCGAGCACUGGUGUAGCUUCCUUAUCGGGGAGCAAUAACCCAGGUUGUGAAGUGUCUCCCUCAGACUGCGCAGGAUUACCCGCAUGUGAUCCCACAGGUACUCCCGUGGCUGAUUUCUUCAAGGCAGACGUCUUCGCCUUAGGUGUCACUACGUUUGUGCUUCUCAUGGGCCGACUGCCAUGGUUGGCCCGUAGCUCCCGCUCCCAGAUGAAAGCGAUCAACGCGCAGCCGGAUCCCUUUGAAGAGCCGCUUCGGAAGGCAUACGGGUGUCCCAGCGGAGAGGGCCUGAAAGGUCCGACACUCUGCAAUCGGUCGCUUCAUGGCUCCGAGCCCCCAGAGAGCAGCGCAAUCUUUUUAGAGGGAACCACGGAACGGACAGCUUCACAACAGAUGUUUAGCUCUUCAUCAUGUGGCCGGUUCUUGGCAUCAAAUGAUGCGGAUACACUUGAUCAUCAUGUUAGUCGUAGUUCCACCAAACCCGAUUGCACCGACUGGUGUAAUAGCGGUAUGUCCAGGGUCAGUAGGGAAGAUGAAGUCGGUGCACAACUUUUGGCAUCGUCCCCGACUCAGUGCGCAAUUGGUGGAGAGUGGAAAGACAGUAAGUUGCUUCAGUCGAGUGAGGUCGGAGGGUCCCCACGAGCUCACGAAGAGGCUGAUGGCGCACAACGCUCUCCGUACGGUCAUACUAACACGUCGAUGCGUGUUUGUUGUGGUUGCAGAAGUAGUUCCAACACGGCAACCGUGCCUACGACUUCCUUCGGUUCGUUAAGUGAAGCGGGGAAGGCGCCCGUGUCAAGAGAAAACAAGCCCGAAUUUUCAGCAGUUUCAUGUUUUUCUCAACCAAAUGCGGCCGGAGAGGCGACACCCUUUCGUCGCACCCACUCUCCAUCCAAGUUCCCUUUGGGUAGAAGAUCAACAUCUGUGUUUGUUAGCAAUAAUUCAUCUUUGCACAGCUGGAGGAUUCAAGAGGGCCACCAACCACAUGCUGGAGAUGCGGUGCUCAACGAGGAUUUGGAAGGUUCAUUGACUAGUGACGCCAACUUCCCUCUGUCAGCGGGGAGGGAGUUUACCUUUCCUCUUUGCCAACACUGUGCUACGUGCAACAACACUAAUAACGGCCCUUACACGGAGUCUGGUGUGGGAGACACGAUGUCAGGAGAACAAACCUCAGGAAGCAAAAUGGAGGUGCCAGAAAGAAGAGGAUUGCCAGAGACGGAUACGCACAAGUGCAUCUCCGCUGAUGCCAUUGAGUUCGUGAGGUCUUGCCUAAGGAUUAAUCCCAUGGAACGUAGCACCAUGAAGGAACUGUAUGAAAUGCCGUGGCUACAAAAGGGACGUUAG
Messenger RNA from Trypanosoma brucei brucei TREU927, 3465 nucleotides. Its product is annotated as protein kinase, putative. The transcript has a single exon. The record is from RefSeq and is a predicted model, not a curated record. Lineage: Eukaryota; Euglenozoa; Kinetoplastea; Trypanosomatida; Trypanosomatidae. Gene Ontology annotation, biological process: peptidyl-serine phosphorylation; autophagy. The coding region runs from base 1 to 3465 and encodes 1154 amino acids. Gene Ontology annotation, cellular component: cytoplasm. Gene Ontology annotation, molecular function: protein serine/threonine kinase activity; ATP binding.